Messenger RNA from Cyclopterus lumpus (lumpfish), 7577 nucleotides. RefSeq names its product tripartite motif containing 9 (gene trim9). The coding region runs from base 26 to 2218 and encodes 730 amino acids. The transcript is spliced from 10 exons. NCBI's taxonomy places the organism in Eukaryota, Metazoa, Chordata, Actinopteri, Perciformes, Cyclopteridae. The record is from RefSeq and is a predicted model, not a curated record. Gene Ontology annotation, molecular function: protein binding; zinc ion binding.
CCUCGCCUCCCAGAGAAGGGCAGCCAUGGAUGAGAUGGAGGAAGAGUUGAAAUGCCCCGUGUGCGGCUCUUUUUUCCGGGAGCCCAUCAUCCUGCCGUGCACACACAACAUUUGCCUGGCGUGCGCCCGGAAUAUUCUCGUGCAGACCCCCGACGCGGAGUCCCCGCAGAGCAGCCGAGCCUCCGGAUCCGGCGUCUCUGACUAUGACUACCUGGAUUUGGAUAAAAUGAGUUUGUACAGCGAGGCGGACAGUGGAUACGGUUCCUACGGGGGCUUCGUCAGCGCUCCGACCACCCCGUGUCAAAAAUCACCAAACGGGGUGCGGGUUUUCCCCCCGUCGGUGCCCCAGCCUCCUCCGCAGCAGCAGCAGCAGCAGCAGCAGCAGCACCUGCUGCUGCAUCCCGGCUCUCUGCCCCCGAUCCCCCGCAACUCCUGCAUCACUUGCCCGCAGUGUCACCGCAGCCUCAUCCUGGACGAGCGGGGGCUCCGCGGAUUCGCCAAGAACAGGGUGCUGGAGGGGGUCGUGGACCGGUACCAGCAGAGCAAGGCGGCCGCACUCAAGUGCCAGCUGUGCGAGAAGAGUCCCAAGGAGGCCACGGUGAUGUGCGAGCAGUGCGACGUCUUCUACUGCGACCCGUGCCGCCUCCGGUGCCAUCCCCCCCGCGGUCCCCUCGCCAAGCAUCGCCUGGUGCCGCCAGCGCAGGGGCGGAUAAGUCGGCGCGCGAGUCCCCGCAAAACCUCCACGUGCACAGAGCACGAACUGGAGAAUCUAAGCAUGUACUGUGUGCAGUGUAAGAUGCCUGUGUGUUAUCAGUGUCUGGAGGAGGGCAAACACGGCACACACGAAGUCAAAGCUCUGGGCGCCAUGUGGAAACUGCACAAGGGUCAGCUGUCUCAAGCUCUCACUGGCCUGUCGGACCGAGCCACUGAGGCCAAAGAGUUCCUGGUUCAGCUGAGAAACAUGGUGCAGCACAUCCAGCCUUUGCCUGUUGUCUUGCAGGAGAACGGCGUGGAGUUCGAGGCCUGUUUGGUGGCGCAGUGCGACGCCCUCAUCGACGCCCUGAACCGACGCAAGGCCCAGCUGCUGUCUCGAGUAAACAAAGAGCACGAACACAAACUGAAGGUGGUUCGGGAUCAGAUCUCCCACUGUACAGUGAAGCUGCGUCAGACCACGGGGUUGAUGGAGUACUGUCUGGAGGUCAUCAAGGAGAACGACCCCAGUGGUUUCCUGCAGAUCUCCGACGCUUUGAUCCGGAGGGUCCACAUGACAGAGGGCCAGUGGGGGAAGGGAACCCUCACCCCCAGGAUGACCAGCGACUUUGACCUCACUCUGGACAGCGGACCCCUCCUGCAGACGAUCCACCAGCUGGACUUUGUCCAGAUGAAAGUCCCAGCUGCUCCCAUGCUCCAGCUGGAGGAAUGCUGCACGCAGAACAACAGCGCCACGUUGUCAUGGAAACAGCCGCCGCUCUCCACCAUCGCCGUGGACGGAUACAUCCUGGAGCUGGACGAUGGAAACAUGGGGCUUUUCAGGGAAGUGUACGUGGGGACGGAGACCAUCUGCACGGUGGACGGGCUCCACUUCAACAGCAUGUACAAGUCCAGAGUGAAGGCCUUCAACGCCAGCGGAGUGGGCCAGUACAGCAAGACCCUGAUCAUGCAGACCUCCGAGAUCGCUUGGUUCACCUUUGACCCGGCCUCCGCUCACCCUGACAUCAUCCUCUCCAACGACAACCUGACGGUGUCCUGCAACAGCUACGACGACAGGGUGGUCAUGGGUAACUCCGCCUUCUCCCGCGGCGUCCAUUACUGGGAAAUGACCGUCGACCGCUACGACAACCACCCGGACCCGGCCUUCGGGAUCGCUCGGGCCGACGUGCUGAAGGACGUGAUGCUGGGGAAGGACGACAAGGCCUGGGCCAUGUACGUGGACAACAACCGCUCCUGGUUCAUGCACAACAACUCGCACACCAACAGGACGGACGGCGGCAUCGGGAAAGGAGCCACGAUAGGAAUCCUACUGGACUUCACACGCAGGAUCCUCAUCUUCCUCAUCAAUGACGAGCAGCAGGGUCCGGUGGCUUUUGAGGCCUUGGAGGGCGUCUAUUACCCCGCUAUCAGCCUCAACCGAAAUGUCCAGAUUACAUUGCACACUGGGCUACCCAUCCCUGAUUUCUACACCACCGGGGAGGCGGAUCCCACUGGCUCAGAGUGCUAAGGACUCACACGGCGGCCGGGGACAACCUCCCCAGGAUCUCCCAGGGUUCAUUCAUCCUUCCAGUCAAUAACUAUGAUCCGACCUUCACCCUCCUCUCCCCCACCUCCUCUUGUCCCCCUGACCGACUGACCCUACGACUCCCUGUAAGAGGCCCCCAUCCAGAUGCUGAGCCAUGCCUUUAUCACGCCGAAACCUUGGACACGUCACCCAUCUGCAGGACACAAACAGGCCUUUGCUUUACGAGCUGUACCUUGUAUUUUGACCUGUUACGGAUAGUCGAAGAAGGUGAAACUCUAUAGAAAAAUAAUCUCACACUCGUAGACCUGGAACUUUGAGCAGUGGUAAUAUCUGCUUGAAGCUAUAGUUUUGACAUUUCGCCUGAAAACGAACACACACUCUCGUGUUUGUUAAAUGUGAUGCUACCGUUAGUCAGUUAGCUUAGCAUAAAGACUGGAAACCGGGGGAAACGGUUAGCAUGGCUUUGUCUAAAACUCACUUCUGGAAAUAUGAAAUCUCAUUCGUUGAACCCGUCCAAACACUGAAGUGUAAAAAAACGACAUGUUGUGGGUUUUAGGGCACAAACAAUAAUCACAUAACAGCCCAUAAAACCACAACGUCUUGUUUUUACAUUCACAUUUCAAACCAAACAAGAUAUAAUGUUUUAAUGCGUUAGAGAUGCUGGCAGAUGGAUUUUAUUACCUUUGGAGAAACCUUUCGUGUCGCAGUCGUUUAGCUGAGCUAAGCUAACUGCCUGUUAGCUAUAGCUUCAUAUUGAGCACACAGCCAUAAACCAGAAAAUAAGCAUAUUUCUAAACAUAUUCAACUAUUCCUUUAAAGAAGGGAGGUUUUUUGUGUGUGAAUGAAUUGAGUUAGAGAAAGUAGUCCCAAUCACACCAUCAACAUACAGCUCAGUACAUCUUUUCUUCAUUAUUUUUCUCCAUAAUAUCCUGUAUGUUGCUUUUCCCCGCCAUCCUCCAUGAACAUUCCCACACAUGUGAAACACCAGAGUGUGUCGUGAGAGGUCGUCUCCCGUGUGUGUGCGUGACCGCGUGUGAGCUGGAGGUGGAGGUGGAGGUGGAGGUGGUCCAGGCUGGUCAGCAGCGAUGAGCCCUGGACGAGAGCAAUAGUCGGACCCUCCGUAGUCGUAUCCUCAUCCGUGUACAUGAGACGCUUUUCUUAGUGGCUUAGCUCGUGUGCUCCUUCUGUGUCGUCUGUAAAAAAAGAAACAUGGAGCCUUUCCAAGGCAGGAGGGAUGGAUUUUCGUUGGUGUAAUGUAUCAUAAACAUGGGCGAUUCUGUGCGUUGAAGUGUCUUUGUAAAUGGUUUCAAGACGAUGACUGUGUGAAGCUCUUUGAAUAAGGUGCUACAGCGGCUUCGCUUCAUUCUGGCUUUUUUUUUUUACUGUGGGUGACUGAAUCCUGGUGGUUUUGUAAUAUUGUUAUUGAAAUGAUCUAUUGCGAAGAGGUGUAUAGCUAAAUAAGUUAUUGGUGUUCAGAGGUUUUUUUUUUCAAUGAGAAUUCAGCAUUGUUCCUUUUAUUUGAUGUAUAGUUAUGACGGAAGGAAAGAAAUCUUUUGUGUCGCUUUAAAAAUGCAGUUUGUUGUCAGACCAGUUUACAUCCCACUAAAGCAACAGGAAAGGUGAUGCUGUACUGGGAUGUUGCGCAACAACUCAGCCAUGCACGCAGCUCUGUGAUGCUGUACUUUUGGCUCCGCAGCGCUUUGAGCGAAACGCUUACAUGAUGACGUUUAGAAGUAUAAUGUUUACGAUGUUCAUCAUUUUAGUUUGGCACGUUAAAUAUGCUCAUAUUUGCCAAUUUGCGUUGGACAAAAAGUACAGCUGAGGUUGUUUCGAUUGUCUUUAGUUUUGCAGGUAUUUUUUUAUCAUAAAUCAACGUAUUGAAAGUGAAUGAAAUUUAUCCCCAAAGUUAUUACAAUGCGCGUACCAAAUUUCACGGCAAUCCAACAGUUGUUGAGACAUUUCACUCAAAACCACAAAUGUGACCCUCAUGGUGGCGCUGGAGGAUCACCAAAGCCAUGAGGAAUCAUCCUCUGAGGACCACGAACGUCGGUUCAACAUGUUUAGCCGAUCAAGCAAGUGGUUGUUGAGAUAUUUCUCAGGAUGCGUGACAACUUUGACCUGAAGAAAAGGAUUCAUCCGUGAUCGCCAUUACAAAAAUAAUCAUGUCAAUUCAUUAAAUAGUUGUCACUAAAAACCAAAAAUGUGGAGAAGAAAUCAGAGAUUCAUCCUCUGGGCACCAUGAAUGUCGGACAAAAGUCUGAGCAAUCGAUCCAAUAGUUGUUGAGAUAUUUCAGUCUGGACCAACGUGUCCCCAGAGACGAGCAGCAGGGCUACUACUGAGGUCAAAUGUUGAGAGGUCAGUUUGAGGGAACUGUUGCCCUUCAAGUUGCCCGGAAAUGUUUCCCCCGUGCAUGGUCUCCCUGGGAAGUCCCGUACAUGGUCUCCCUGGGAAGUAUCGUACAUGGUCUCCCUGGGAGGUACCCCGUACAUGGUCUCCCUGGGAAGUAUCGUACAUGGUCUCCCUGGGAGGUACCCCGUACAUGGUCUCCCUGGGAAGUAUCGUACAUGGUCUCCCUGGGAGGUACCCCUUACAUGGUCUCCCUGGGAAGUAUCGUACAUGGUCUCCCUGGGAGGUACCCCAUACAUGGUCUCCCUGGGAAGUACCCGUACAUGGUCUCCCUGGGAGGUACCCCGUACAUGGUCUCCCUGGGAAGUACCCGUAGAUGGUCUCCCUGUUAGGUACCCCGUACAUGGUCUCCCUGGCAAGUAUCGUACAUGGUCUCCCUGGGAAGUACCCGUACAUGGUCUCCCUGGGAAGUAUCGUGCAUGGUCUCCCUGGGAAGUACUGUACAUGGUCUCCCCGGGAAGUAUCGUGCAUGGUCUCCCUGGGAAGUACUGUACAUGGUCUCCCUGGGAAGUAUCGUGCAUGGUCUCCCUGGGAAGUACCGUGCAUGGUCUCCCUGGGAAGUACCGUGCAUGGUCUCCCUGGGAAGUACUGUACAUGGUCUCCCCAGGAAGUAUCGUGCAUGGUCUCCCUGGGAAGUACUGUACAUGGUCUCCCUGGGAAGUAUCGUGCAUGGUCUCCCUGGGAAGUACCCUUACAUGGUCUCCCUGGGAAGUAUCGUGCAUGGUCUCCCUGGGAAGUACUGUACAUGGUCUCCCUGGGAAGUAUCGUGCAUGGUCUCCCUGGGAAGUACUGUACAUGGUCUCCCCGGGAAGUAUCGUGCAUGGUCUCCCUGGGAAGUACUGUACAUGGUCUCCCCAGGAAGUAUCGUGCAUGGUCUCCCUGGGAAGUACUGUACAUGGUCUCCCCAGGAAAUAUCGUGCAUGGUCUCCCUGGGAAGUACUGUACAUGGUCUCCCCAGGAAGUAUCGUGCAUGGUCUCCCUGGGAAGUACUGUUCAUGGUCUCCCUGGGAAGUAUCGUGCAGGUCUCCCCAGGAAGUAUCGUGCAUGGUCUCCCUGGGAAGUACUGUACAUGGUCUCCCCAGGAAAUAUCGUGCAUGGUCUCCCUGGGAAGUACUGUACAUGGUCUCCCCAGGAAGUAUCGUGCAUGGUCUCCCUGGGAAGUACUGUUCAUGGUCUCCCUGGGAAGUAUCGUGCAGGUCUCCCCAGGAAGUAUCGUGCAUGGUCUCCCUGGGAAGUACUGUACAUGGUCUCCCCAGGAAAUAUCGUGCAUGGUCUCCCUGGGAAGUACUGUACAUGGUCUCCCCAGGAAGUAUCGUGCAUGGUCUCCCUGGGAAGUACUGUACAUGGUCUCCCCAGGAAAUAUCGUGCAUGGUCUCCCUGGGAAGUACUGUACAUGGUCUCCCCAGGAAGUAUCGUGCAUGGUCUCCCUGGGAAGUACUGUGCAUGGUCUCCCUGGGAGGUACCGUGCAUGGUCUCCCUGGGAGGUACCGUGCAUGGUCUCCCUGGGAGGUACCGUGCAUGGUCUCCCUGGGAGGUACCGUGCAUGGUCUCCCUGGGAAGUACCGUGCAUGGUCUCCCUGGGAGGUACCGUGCAUGGUCUCCCUGGGAGGUACCUUGCAUGUCUAAACACAUCAGGUGCUCUGAGCUUCAUGGGUGUGCCUUGUCCCCUCUUCAGUGCCAACAAGAGUUAUGAAACUUUGCUACAAACCAGAUUUCAUUGCCUCAGCGGAGUCGACUGUAACAUCUGUGAUGCCUGACUUCACCUGCUGCUAUACGUAUUGUUUUUCUAACUGCAAAAGGGCAAAGUCAACAACAACAACAACCAUGUUUGUUAUGGAUAUAAGAACCACAGUAUCGAAGGGAAGAUUACAUUCAUGUGUCUUUCCAAACUUUAUAAAUCCUCUGGGAUUUUUAUUUUCUCUUCCCCCAGAGUUAAUAUUGAUUGUAAAUAGUCUAAUAGUGACGUAUGGCUGCACACAGUAAACUAUAUAAUUUUUAGUAUGAUAUGUGCAUGUGUGCUGACAGUGAUACACUAAACUGCUCCAGCCUUCAGCAAGUGGCUGCGAGGCUGGCUGCAUCCAAGCUUUAAUUUAUGCAACAUUCAAUUGGUCUUUUUCCAAAGUAAGCCAUUUAGUCCGGCCGUAAUUAUAAUAUAAUAUAAUCCUAAACUCCAAAAGCAGCAGAAGCUCACUGAGCUUUGACUCGUGCAGCCAUCAUCACAACCUCAGAUUCCAGGACAAAUAAACAAAAUGGCUUUAAUUCAUUAACAACGGUUCCUCUAAGGGAUUGUCCACAUGUCCAGCAGGAGACGCCACGCACGUAAGCGGUCAUAUCUUUUGACAAAUAACAUGCAUGAGUGUUUCUGUACUGGACAUCUGAGGAUGAUGAUGUUUAAAAGGUGUGUGAUUGUUACAUUUAUUAUUCAUAAACCAGCCAGAUACCCUUUAUAGAUAAUAAACUUAGACCUGGGGAGGAUUUAAUGUCCAUCAUACAAACUUUUAUGAAUUAAUUAAAACUUACACACAGUCGCUGGGCGACACUGGGUGUUAUAUAUCCAAAUGUACAUACAUAAACGUGUGAGUGUGUGUGUGUGUGUGUGUGUGUGUGUGUGUGUGUGUGUGUGUGUGUUACCUGCAUUAUAACCUCAUUUUAACUCUAAAGUUAUUCUUUUUGACCGGUUUGAGGUGAAACGGUCAUCACUCACUAUUAUUAUCAUUUACAAUGCAGCUGAAAUAUGUCUAUGGAGAAUUUUAUGAAUAUGAAAUGAACAUUGUUAUACUUAUGAUUUUAACACAUUAUGAUUAUUCUGAUUGUUAUGAUUAUAUAUCUUAUCAUUACCAUAUUACUGCUAUUAUUAUGAUGAACUGAAGUGUAAAAUGAGCCUCUGUGUUUUUUUUGUAUGUGUGAAUAUUCAAUAAAUAGGUGUCAACAAGG